This is a messenger RNA of Drechmeria coniospora, 621 nucleotides long. RefSeq names its product HET-C2-like protein. The transcript has 4 exons. NCBI's taxonomy places the organism in Eukaryota, Fungi, Ascomycota, Sordariomycetes, Hypocreales, Ophiocordycipitaceae. The coding region runs from base 1 to 621 and encodes 206 amino acids. The record is from RefSeq and is a predicted model, not a curated record. Gene Ontology annotation, cellular component: cytosol; membrane; cytoplasm. Gene Ontology annotation, molecular function: ceramide 1-phosphate transfer activity; ceramide 1-phosphate binding. Gene Ontology annotation, biological process: ceramide transport; intermembrane lipid transfer.
AUGUCGGCUCCCGUGAUCCCCCCCGGUGGAACCAUCGUUCAAACCUUUAAACAGUCCUUUGUUGACGUUCCCAUCGACGCCGCGAAGGACAACGCCAUUGCUACGACAGAGUUUCUCGCAGCUGCCGAGUCCCUGACGACCAUCUUCGAUGUCCUUGGCUCCGUGGCAUUCUCACCCGUCAAGUCGGACAUGAACGGCAACAUCAAGAAACUUCGCGAUCGCCAGCUCGCCUCCCCGGCAGAGUCAGAGAACGUUCAAGACCUAUGCCGCAACGAGCUGAAGACCAAGAAGCACACCGCCACCGAGGGCCUCCUCUGGCUGGUUCGCGGCCUUGAAUUCACCUGCAUCGCCCUUAGUCAAAACGUGGCGAAGCCUUCGGAGGAGCUUGCGGACUCUUUCCGUGGCGCCUAUGGCCAGACCCUAAAGCCCCAUCACGGGUUCCUCGUCAAGCCCAUCUUCAGCGCCGCGAUGGGCGCAUGCCCCUAUCGCAAGGACUUCUACGCCAAGCUUGGCUCGGACGAGUCCAAAGUCAAGGAUGACUUGCGCGUUUACCUCGCCGCACUCGAAAAAGUGGUCACCAUCCUGAAGGGUUUCCUCGAAAGCAAGGAUGCCAAGUGGUAA